Messenger RNA from Brassica napus (rape), 492 nucleotides. RefSeq lists its product as uncharacterized. NCBI's taxonomy places the organism in Eukaryota, Viridiplantae, Streptophyta, Magnoliopsida, Brassicales, Brassicaceae. The record is from RefSeq and is a predicted model, not a curated record. Bases 1 to 492 code for a protein of 163 amino acids. The transcript has a single exon. Gene Ontology annotation, molecular function: nucleic acid binding; RNA-DNA hybrid ribonuclease activity.
AUGGGUUCCGUAAAAUGUAACAUAGGAAGCUCAUGGACAGCUAGUUCUCAGCAUACGGGUGCGUCUUGGUUGAUACGAGACUUUCAAGGUCAACCUAUGAAACACAGUCGACGUUCAUUCUCAGAGGUUACAUCAAGAUUGGAAGCUGACAUUACUACAAUAUGUUGGGCAGCUAAAGAUCUUCAGACUCUGCACUGGAACAGAGUUAUCAUGGAAAUCUCAUCAACUCAAGCUCUGGAGGCCUUGAACAAUCCACACAGGUUCCCGGGUUUGUCCUACUUAAUUGAGUGUACUCAUCAAGCUCUAUCUUGUUUCCAAAGCUGUUUGGUGGAAGUUGUGAAUGUUUCAGCAAAUAGAGUAGCAGAUCAGAUUGCUGUCAGAGUUACGAACGAUGGACGAUGGAGUUCUUAUAUAGCUCGUGGAGGUCCAAGUUGGCUCAAUGACACUAUUCUUGCUGAGGCAGUUAACUCUCCAUCUUCAUACUCAAGUUGA